Molecule: messenger RNA, 1737 nt
Organism: Cucurbita moschata (crookneck pumpkin)
Lineage: Eukaryota; Viridiplantae; Streptophyta; Magnoliopsida; Cucurbitales; Cucurbitaceae
Product: E3 ubiquitin-protein ligase At3g02290
Exons: 5
Coding region: 718-1401 (227 amino acids)
Molecular function (GO): ubiquitin-protein transferase activity
Source: RefSeq, a predicted model, not a curated record
UAAUAAAUGUUUUUAUCGGUUCAUGAAGAUUCAAAUCCCGAAAGUAAAUUUAGGUUGAAAUUGGUACCAAAUCCUAAAUUUGUAGCAGUUCUUGGGGGAGUAGACACAUAGUGGAGAUUAAAUUAGAGCGUUCUAUCGAACAAAACCAUCGAAGCAAAGGAGUCACCGGGAGCGCGAUAAACAGAGGGGAAGAGGGCAGUAGCUUUAUUUUCGCGGAAUUCGUAGCUUUAAUUUCAUCGCCUUCAAUUCCUUUUUCCAAUCUAAACGCCCCUUCAAACGCGCAAUCUUGAUUUAGCUUGAAAUCCCAAUUAUCUGCGUGCGUGAUUUUUCCCAAAAAGUGCACGUAUAUAUUUUCCGUAUAUUCUCCCGAUUUCCGUCUUCCAGGUUUCUCUGUCCUCCACCCACCCACCCACCCACCCACCGAAGAUCGUAUUUUCUUUCGGUCUUCUCUUCUCCCUCCACUUUACUGCUCUUUCAAGGUGAAAUUCACAGUUUGAAAAUCCAGUUUAUUCAAAUUGAAGAGGGAGGGUACUAGUUCGUGGAGGAAAUAGUACUUCUGCGGGCUUAUGUACUCUCGUAUCCAAUUGCCAACAUAAUCAUUGGCCAAUAAUUUUGAACUUGAAUGCAAGUGAAUAGCUGAAUUGAUCUAUCUGUUGACUUGGGAAUCUGCUGGAUUAGAUAAUCGAGAAUUUUAAGAGAUUUGUAGGCGUUGGCACAAUGGGUGCUGUCUGCUGCUGUUUGAGCAUGGACGAUUUUGAAGACUAUGUCAAUCCUAAUAGUUCGGUAUAUAGGAAUUGCACCUGUCUUAGUUGCUUCAUUCAGAAUUUCUUAAACGCCUACACAUUGAUUUUUCGAAGAGGAGAAGUGCAUCCUGUCUCUUCAUCAAUUCAAGGGGCGACAUCCAUGAGUUCUGCAUCAUCGACAGACAACUCUUUAUCUGAAAUAUACCGCUCACCUCCAAGGCCAUUGCCAUAUGAUGCUGACCCCAGAUACAUCCGCUUGCAGCGGGAUGGAUUGAUUUCGAGGCGCGAGAAGGGUUCAAGCCAUUUACAUGAGGAGUCAGAACCUCUAAGAGGUGAAGUAGAUACAGAUUCAGAUUCUUUGGGCUCGGCAGGCAAAUGGAAUGGAUCUGCUUGUCUUGACGAAUCUAAAGAAAAUCUUGGCAAGUCAUCUCUAAAGAUCCCAUCAACUAAAUCUACCACUGGAGCAGGGUAUGCUUAUACAUCUUCGGAAGACGAGGAUGUCUGUCCAACAUGUCUUGAAGAAUAUACCUCAGAGAAUCCCAAGAUAGUGACAAAAUGCUGUCAUCACUUUCACCUUGGAUGUAUCUAUGAGUGGAUGGAGAGAAGUGAUAACUGCCCAGUUUGUGGCAAGGUAAUGGCAUUUGAUGAAACGACUUGAUUGUUCGUGUCGUGUCGUGGAUGAAGGCGGCGGCUGCGGCGGCAGCAGCAGCAGCACCUCGGGCAUAAUAACCAACAGGAAGAUGGUGAUUUGUGAAUAUUGCAGGAUAAUAUUUUUCAACCAUAGUAAAUAUUAUGAAUGAAAGUCUAACCAAGGUUGGAUCCAUCUGUUUCCUCUCUCUCUCUCUCUCUCUCUUGUUCUUCAUUUUUCAAAGAGAUUCAAAGAUUAUUUCUAAGUUAUACAGUGUUGUUGAAACCGAUGUUUCACCAAAAUAUAUGAUCUUAUAGGGGGAAGAAAAACAGGUGUUGUGAAUGACUGAGAAAUCUUUCCAUCCCA